Molecule: messenger RNA, 642 nt
Organism: Acaulospora morrowiae
Lineage: Eukaryota; Fungi; Glomeromycota; Glomeromycetes; Diversisporales; Acaulosporaceae
Source: the annotation of a GenBank genome assembly
AUGCACAUCCUCUUUUCUUUGAUCAAAAACUACUUGAUACCUACAUUCUUUGUUGAAUCAUGUUCCUAUAUUUGUCAUUUUCUAGUUUGGGUCUAUUUUUGUGGUGUGGUCUACCCGAUCCCUUAUCUUGAUCCAGUUUUCAAUGAACACAUUCCUCCACCAAAAAAGCCAACCACUUGGAUCGGAACUUUUGUAUUUAUUCUCGUCGUUAUGAUGUCAUCGGUAUUUGGAACCUCAAUACACGGAAAGAAAGCAAUCAAAGCAGGUGGUGGUGGGAUAACCAAAAUAAAAAUAAUUAAACAUUUAGAGGAAAAGGUUGCGGAAACUCAAGUGUAUCAUAAACGUAGGAUCGCAAAAGUUGUCAAAUACUAUGAGCAAGAGUUGGAGAAUGUAAAAAAAUUUCACGAUAUUAUGGUCGAGAUUAUGGCGGAGGAUAUCGCGAGCUUGCAACUGGAGCUUAAUGAAAUCCGUGAAGAACGAGAUCUUCGGAUCAAUGAGAUCAAUGAGAUUAGGACAUUCCAACGACAAAUUAUCGACCAGGAAGCGUUGGGAGGAAAAGGCACAGAAUCUUGGAAGGGUGUCGAACCUUGGAAGGGUACUGGAUCCUGGGAAGAAUUUUUCGAUUUCAUUAGUGUCAAUUAA